Danaus plexippus (monarch butterfly) is the source of this 3184-nucleotide messenger RNA. It is a transcript of the gene Atac3, whose product is annotated as GA-binding protein subunit beta-1. The coding region runs from base 329 to 1786 and encodes 485 amino acids. Gene Ontology annotation, cellular component: nucleus. Gene Ontology annotation, molecular function: protein binding; transcription cis-regulatory region binding. NCBI's taxonomy places the organism in Eukaryota, Metazoa, Arthropoda, Insecta, Lepidoptera, Nymphalidae. Gene Ontology annotation, biological process: positive regulation of transcription by RNA polymerase II. The record is from RefSeq and is a predicted model, not a curated record. The transcript has 10 exons.
CUGAGAUCAGUGAUCGCAAUUGCAUCAAAACGCUUAGAUUUCAACAUCCUUAUCCUGUUUGCGUGUUUUCAUAACAAAAAGUUGAAAUUAGUUAGAAAGUUCGAAGUUGUCAUUAAAUUACAAUAUGAAUAAAAAGAGUUGUUAUUCUUCUCAUACCAAUAAAUUAAUUCUAAGUAUACUUGGAUGUAAAUGUAGAUUGUUGUAUGAAUUAAAUGGUAUAGAGAAUAUUAUUUUCAUCUUUUUAAAAUUAAAAUUACACUUCAAACUUACUAUCGACGUUUCGAAAUAGCUUGUUAAAAUAACUAUGAUAAUAUCUUAGGUGAUCAAGAUGACUUCAGAUCUCUGUGAAGAAGAUGUAGUCGUUCGAUUAUCCUCACCUCAUAUAAUAUCAUCAGAGACGAUAGUACCAGCUGCCAGUAAUGUUGGCGGUGGACGAAUACAGACCGGAGGAGUGGAGCUGGGUCGCAGACUGCUCUUAGCAGCCAGAGCAGGAGAUACCGCUACUGUACUUGAUCUCAUGGCCAAAGGUGCACCAUUUACCACUGACUGGCUGGGUACAUCACCGCUGCACCUGGCUGCUGCCAACAACCAUGUGGAGACAUGCGGUGUAUUACUGAGGGCGGGUGUGUCUCGGGAUGCUCGGACUAAAGUUGAACGAACACCGCUGCACCUGGCCGCACAUGCUGGGCAUGCCGCUGUAGUUGCACUGCUGCUCGACCAUGGAGCUAUGGUGGACUGUCGCGACAUGCUCCACAUGACGCCGCUGCACUGGGCGAGUGCUCGAGGUCACGUGGCCGUGGUCCGCGAGCUAGUGUGUCGCGGCGCGGAUUUGCUCGCUCGCUGCAAGUUCAGGAAGACGCCGCGCUGCCUCGCCGUCCGCGCCGGGGCCAGUGACGUCAUGGCUGUCCUCGACCAAGCUGCCAAGGAACACGACCGACCCACAGUGACUGAGGAAACGCCAAAGAUUCAACAUUUUGAAACAAUCCAAAGACUACAGGAGGUCAGACAGCAGACCAAAGCUAAGCCUCCGGAGAAGACUAUCGUAAUAGAAUCUAAGACUGAGCCGGCGUCGGGUCUGUCCGGGGCGGCGUUACUCCGCGCACACGGCAUCACUCUCCUACCCCGGGACCGCGGCUCCACUGUACUCAGCGCACUGAGGAGCGGACGGACCGUCGUACUGUCCGAUGCCGGGAAGCUGAUGUUGAAGGAGAGCACCAACGCCCCGGUGAUGGUCAGCGCCACCAGCGCCUCUGUGGACGCGAGCAACAACAGCAACAACACAGCCAGCAACAGUCAGUCAAGCUUGCCCACAACUAACAUAGUGACCAGUUCAAACAUCACCGACGCUAAAGGGGUCAUGGUCCGAGCGAGGACCCUCAACACCAUCAAGGGCGUCAAAGGCUUGCAAAUGCUCUCCGUCAACAGAUCCGACCACACUGUUAAGAAGGUCAUCAGUUCACAUGACUUGCAGAAAGUAAAAUUACUCGGCGUGAAAGAGAACAAGUCACCCCGCCGUCCAGCUCUCAAGAUCCUUCUCAACAAAGCCAACCUCACACGACUACUCGCCAACACCACUAACGCUGCUACCACCAACAACACACAGAUAUCGAUCGAGCCGUCCGGCGAGCUGAGCGAGUCGCCGGUUCAAAGUGACGCGGUGAUGGAGGACGCGUCGGAAUCGUCCCUGAGGGUUCAACUGCAACAAGCGCACGCCGCCCUGGCCAGCCUGGCCGCCGAGCUACGACACUGUAAGGCUAAACUGGCCAAAUACGAACACACGCACUGAUGCCAAAUACGACAAUCCGCUGUAUGUGGACUUUGAUGAGAACAGAGAGUAAAAUGACUCGACUUGUUAGGUGUGAGUGAAGCGAGCUCCGCGUUCAGACGACAGUACCGCAGACUGUUGACGGAAUAAUGUUACAUCCAUAUAUUUUAGGAAGAUACUUAGAUCACGUUCAUCCAGACACGAUCCCGUCAUAGAACCGUGUUCAAGGUAUAAAACAGAGAAACUCAUCCCUAUCACGGAUGUACUGACCAGGACAGAAAUUAUACAUUGAAUACUAAAGGUAAAGUUUAUGAAUAGUCUCUGACGCUACGGGUACAAUAGAAGAAAACGCAGUAAUUAAAUAGAUUCAUAGAUGUAAUAAAAGAAUAAGUUGAAGGUAAACAAUUGAUAAGGUUGUUUACAUGAACCAUAGGCUAUAUACAGCAUGUUCAAGUUCGCAUCGUCACGCGACAUACGGAGCGUUUGAUGAUUUUCAUCACUGAAUCUUUGCUCAUUACAGUAUUGACGUAGGUUAUUGUAUGAGAAAACGGGGAACGGUCCGUGUUUAGUGUGGCGCUGAGGACUCGGACUAAGUAUAUUCAAGACUGAAAGUGAAUGUGUCUAGAGAAAGAGCAAUGAAUGAGCGACUGUGAACUUGUAUAUCAUACUAGCCAUCUAGGAACAACUGCCUUACUCCAAAUUAUGUCAUAAGCAUGUAAAGGAUUGUUGAACGAAAUCUGUUCAGUUGACUUGUAACUUUAUAUGAGUCAUAGCGCUCGUUGUUUCAUUAUUGACUUCCCCUACUCACACAGACCCUGCACUCGUUCAAUGAUAUAGGUUUAAUUAAACACAUGAUAGCUGUGAUUCAGCACAAGAUGUGAUACAUCAGGCCUUUAUAAUUUUGUAUAUAUCCUUAGGUAUUGUUUGGUGAUGUUGAGAAACGAUACAACAUGUACAAAUAUUGUAAAAAUAAUGAAAAAAUCUGAACUCGUUUGAAAAUUAUUGUAAUAUUAAAGAGUUUUUUAUUGUUUAGCAAAUACUUGUAGUGUUGUAAAUGUAAAUAAUGAUUAAACAAAGAUUUUAUAAGAUGUUAAGGAAAAUAAUAUCACAACAUAUUGUGAACUCCUCUCCCGCUCGGAACACAGCGCAGGUUUGAUGUUAUUUUCACUAUUCGGUUGUUUUUAAUGUUAAUCAUUUGAAUAAAGUUUAAGUAAAGCUCUCUCUAUGUUUAAUGUAUAGAUACUCGUAGUAAUGGUAACACGAGACGUGGAAAUAAUGUUCAAUAAGACACAAGGAAUUGACACUACUAGGGUUUAUUAUCAAAAUUAUAUGCCAUAGAUUAGGAUUCUGAGAAUGUAUAUUUUUAAUAUAAAAUGUUAAUUAGCGUUUAUAAAACAAAUACAUUUUUUCUUACAUUCA